Phoenix dactylifera (date palm) is the source of this 1504-nucleotide messenger RNA. Its product is annotated as ras-related protein RIC2-like. Gene Ontology annotation, molecular function: GTPase activity; GTP binding. NCBI's taxonomy places the organism in Eukaryota, Viridiplantae, Streptophyta, Magnoliopsida, Arecales, Arecaceae. The record is from RefSeq and is a predicted model, not a curated record.
GGAGCAUCGUCAGACGGCUCAAACCACAACCCUUUUCAUCAAGAAGCCCAUCUCUGAAACAAUCUCGCCUUCAUGGCCCCAUGGCCCGUCUCGCUUCCCCGUGUAAAAAGAAAAAUCCAGCACGAGCCGACCAAAAUCUCGCCUUCCCCUAUUAAAACGGAAUCGGGAAAGAGACAGACGGGAAGCCACUACCACCGCUGUGCGAGAUCGACGCGCUUUUCUCUUCCCUAAGCUCCUGUCUUCCUUUCUUGUUCUUCUUCUUAGCUGAGACUAAGAUCCAAGAAGAAGAAGGGAGGAGAAAGGGAAGAGGGAAAAAAAGAAAAGGAAGAGAGAGAUGGCCAGUUACAGGACGGAAGACGACUACGACUAUCUGUUCAAGGUGGUGCUGAUCGGGGAUUCAGGGGUGGGGAAGUCGAAUCUUCUGUCGAGGUUCACCAGGAACGAGUUCAGCCUCGAGUCCAAGUCCACCAUCGGCGUCGAGUUCGCCACCCGCAGCCUCAACGUCGACGGCAAGGUCAUCAAGGCCCAGAUUUGGGACACCGCCGGCCAAGAAAGGUAUCGCGCCAUCACCAGUGCAUACUACCGAGGAGCUGUUGGUGCUUUGCUUGUCUAUGAUGUUACCCGGCAUGUGACAUUUGAGAAUGCGGAGCGCUGGUUGCGGGAGCUGAGAGACCAUACAGAUCCAAACAUAGUCGUUAUGCUCGUCGGAAACAAAUCUGAUCUUCGUCAUCUUGUAGCUGUUUCAACUGAAGAUGGGAAGGCUUUCGCAGAGAGAGAGUCGCUCUAUUUCAUGGAGACAUCUGCACUGGAAGCAACAAAUGUGGAAAAUGCCUUUGCAGAGGUAUUGACUCAGAUCUAUCGAAUUGUAAGCAAAAAGGCAGUGGAGGCAGCUGAUGACUCCGCCUCUGCAGUCCCCAGCAAAGGAGAGAAAAUUAAUGUGAAGGACGAUGUUUCUGCACUAAAGAGAGUUGGCUGCUGCUCGUCUUAAGUUAUGAAGGACCUUUCUGAGGUAAGGGGCCUAUUUCAGAUGCUUCAUGUGAUUUGCUGUAAUAGAUUUCUUUUUCUAUUUAGUCGAGACAUUAUUUGUAGCUGAAGGAUUUGAUUAGGUUCCGUUUUUAUUACAUGUCCUCCAAGAACAUGAGAGCUUGAUUAGGUUUGGUUUUUACUAGAUUUGUUAUAUUGAGAUGAUGGCCAAGUUUAUUAGAAAGUCUGUUUUUGGAGACAUGUAGUUCUACGUUUCCAUGCUUAAAUUGUAGCAAUAGCACCGAGAUUCUAGGUGGAUUCAAAGUUUUCAAGUUAUUGGCAACACGUUGCAGCACUGAAAAUCCACAGAGCUCCAGGUGAUGAUAAUUCGGUUCCGAGCCCGUUAUGCAAGAAAGAAUGAGAAUGAUGCUACCUUUUUCUGAAAUAUUUCUUCCUUUUUCUGGAGAGAGAAAUUGUUGAAUCUUUUUUUUCCUUCUCCAAAGCAGGAUACUGGUUGUCUGAUCCAUUUUGUUGUUUAAAA